Molecule: messenger RNA, 5347 nt
Organism: Pecten maximus
Lineage: Eukaryota; Metazoa; Mollusca; Bivalvia; Pectinida; Pectinidae
Product: axonemal dynein light chain domain-containing protein 1-like
Exons: 29
Coding region: 62-3433 (1123 amino acids)
Source: RefSeq, a predicted model, not a curated record
CAACACUAUAAUCAAAAUGGCGCCGGAGACUUGAUUGAAGUGACGAUCAAUAUAAACAGGAAUGAUGAGUACAGCUGUAGAACCACGUCAGGACAGUUUCCAUGGUGGAACAUCUUAUGCUACACCAAGAGGACAGGAAAUCAUGCAGAAAGAAGGUUUACUACCGGAGCUGAGAAACAGUGAAAACAAGGUUGACCGCACCAAGCCACUACCAACCUCUUUACAGAGCGACUUUUUACCUGAAGAUGUUCUGUUUGCCCUUACACAGCCUCCACCUAUUAGGGACCAACUGGGCCCUCCCAACAGGGCAAGAAACCUCAACACAACCUCAAUUCAAACCCGUCCACCACCUGCAAGUGUUUGGGGUCACAAGAGACGUGAACGCUUCAAGCAUCUCACAGAAAAUACACCAUGUGUUUGUGGCGCUGGCAAUGACAUCUCGUUCCUGUAUGACGUCCCCAAGCCAGAUGUGGGACUGGAGAGGCCAGACCAGAUCGAUAAAAGUCAAGUGAGGAAGGAACAUGUGGAUAAACAGAGAAAGCCAUUAGUAUUACCGGAUACCCUCAUUCCUGAUGAAUACCACAUUGUCAAAAACCGAGGUGUGAUGGGAAUCGAGUUUCAUGAGGACAAAUACAGUAACCAGGUGGAAGAUCAUGAGAAACAUUUGGUUAUGUUUCCCUCCAUGAAACCAUCCAGUCGGUAUGAGGUACUGCAACUGAAGAAAACUCUAGGAGAGAUGUUAGAGCGAGCUGGAGUGAAUGAUGCAGAUAAGGAAAUCAAGGGUCCAACUCAGAUGCACAAUUUGAUGGAGUUAAUUAAGAAGGAACAGGACAUCUACAAUGUGGUUUUCCAUGAACUUAUCCGACAGACCAGUGUGGAGUGUGUAGAACGAGGAGAACUACUGGCAGACUUACGCCUCAAGUACAAGGAGUUACUGAACAAGGUCCCUCUACAGAUCAAAAGUUUACAUGAGGAAGUGAUGGCCCAAAGAGCAUUGGAUCGCCGACUGACUGAGGAGCUGAUGAGGUUCAAGUCUACAAUUAGUAUUCUGACCAGUGAAUUGUCUGCAGUCAAAGAGCAUGAUCGUAAAGUCACUAAGGAAGCAGCUCAGGCACAGGAGGAUCUCCGAACAGCUCUGAUGGAAGCUCAGAAAAAUGCCAGUCUUUUGGCCGAGUACCAUGACCUGUAUGAACUUCAACGUAAACGUUUGGAAGGUCAGGUAUUCAUGCUGACCGAGGAAAGAGAAUUGUGGAGUCAGGCCGCCUACAGUCUCGCUCUUAAGGUGACAGAAGAGGCCAACCUUGUCACAGCCAAGCGAUUACAUGUCAGUGAAAAGUCCUGGGCAAAACUUGCAACCCACUUCACCAUCCUCCUCAGUGAUAAAGACACUGAACUUCUGGCAAGACUUCAGGGUCAUGUGGAGAAGUGGCGUGACCUGGUAGAGGAUUUCAACAUGGUGCUGAUUGCCCGGGAGGAUGAGAUGAGGACAAACAUUAGCGGUCUACGCAGUGGGAUUGAACGCUGGAUGCAUGAUAUCAGAAAUCUUUGUUUAGCUAGAAAGAGCACAAAGGAUGGCCAUUUCAUCAAGGCCCCAGAGGAUGAUCGGCUGCAGAUGUUGCUGCAGGACAUCAGGAAAUGGGAGGAUGUGCUGGGCCGAGAGUCAGAAAAGUUUGGUGGGGACACACUUCUCAAUGGCCAGGAACAACUGAUGGUUAUCAGAAGACAGAUGGACGGUUGGACAGAUAAUGCUCUCAAAGUCUUCAACCGGCACCGAAAGGAACCUAAUGUCAACCAUCCAAGUCAAGACAGCAUGAAUAUUCUUAAUGAGGAAGUGGAAGAACUUCUGAAACAAUUCAACAACAGAAUCACUGGAGAAAAUGGUGUGGCUCCAAAUGCAAUCCACCUGUUAAACGCCUUGGAGACCUGGGACAUGAGAGUGUCUUCAGCUCUGAACGGGACCCUUCCCAUACACGAUAACGAGUGGGGAGCUCUCUGUCAGCUGAUGGAGGAGUGGCUCACCGCUGUGGACGCGGCAUCUAAGUAUGUGGGCACCACACAAAGCGAGGAGGAGCGGGAUGAGGGCAAGCCACACACGAGCAGAAAGCGAUAUUCCUUUGCUGGUAUUGAAGUCACAGAAACAAUUAAGAAGGUACAGAAAUGGACAACAACUUCCACAAACGCAAUAGACAGUGAAGAUGCGAAGCUGGUAGAACAGGUGUUGUCCCUCCAUUCUGCCAUGGUGAGAUGGAUGGUACAGAUGUUGCUGAGGCUGGCCCCAGAUAGGGAGGACAAUUCCAAAGAGGCUAGUGAGAUGGCGUUACUGGGAAGUGCUCCGCUAAGUGAUCUUCAUGCCAAAAUCAAGACACUGUUUGAACAGCUAGAAAUGUUCACAAACUAUGUUGCUCUGCGUAACACUGAAAUAUACUAUGACCAGAAAAAACAAAGUGAAGCUGAAACAGAUGAUGAUAGUGAUUGGGAAGAUGAGCUAGAUACUAAGUGUUGUAGUGGAAUUGUGAUGGAUAACACACAAGUACGGCGGGACAAUAUGGAGGAAAAUGCAGACCAUGAACUGAAGGAUCUCCAACGCUUACGGCAUGAAUGUGAAGAUUGGAUCAAGACAGCCAAGUUGUUGACCAGCCAGUUAUUGGGAGAGUCUGUUAUCUCUCUGUUCCCGCUCCCAAUCCAAACAGAUGAGAAGGUUCUCAAACCACGUACUGAGUCCAUGGCUACAGAUAUUGAUCUUUAUCAUGAUCAUGAGAAGUUAGAGAGAGACAACCAACAGGAACCGACCACUCCUUCUGAGCCAAAGAAGCCAGAGACAACACCAACUGAGGACAGCCAGAUGCCAGAACCAACAUCACCCAAAGAUGUAGAACAACAGGCACCACCAGAGGGAGCACCUGAUGAAGCCCCUCCACCAACAGAGGACGCUGUUCAACCCCAAGUGGAAGAGGAAGCAGAAAUAGAUGCCCUAGAGAGGUUGGAAGUCAUAGGUCAAGAUGACAACACUCAUGUAAAAACACUAGAUCAGACACCUCUGGAGCCUGUAGCCCCUAAGGACCCAUCCCCAGCAGUGAGGACUGUUGAUGCCCCAGACACACACAAAGCCUUCCAGGCUCUCACCGCCAUGGACUCACUACAGACUCAGCUUAUAGAUACAGAAGAGCGUGCCCAGAAGGCAGAGGAACGGGCUGCUGCUGCUGAAACUGAUCUUGCAACUGCUGAGGAGAAGCUCCGUGAAUUAGAGAAAAAAUUGAUGAAAUAUGAACAAGCAGAUGAAUUAGAAGGCAGAUCGGUCUCUGUUUCCCCGUCCAAGGCACCCGCGUCUCCUGCUGUGCCCAAGGAUCUCCCAGAAACCAAGGAAGAAAAGAAACGCCCGGAGUCUCAGGCCUCUAAGGGAAGCAGUAAAUCUAAAAAAAAGAAAGAUAAAUAAAACUCCUUGCCAUUGAUCUUCAAACAUGAAGCUUAUUUUCCUAAAUAUCAUUACAGCUGUGUCAGAAACUUAAAUGUUGACUGUGAACAAAAUUAAUGAAAGUCUUGUUUCUGUAUGAAUGUUAUAGAAAAACAAUGUACCAGACACACAGCUGUCAAAUAAAGCUUUGUUAAGGUAGCGUCUCCACUGAAGCUGUAGAACAAUUAAUGUUGGCUACUUUUUAAAAUAUUUUCCAAUAAAAUGAUAAAUAAAUUUUGUGAGAUCUGAAGCUGUGAUGUACAUUGUUACGAUGUUGUACCUAUAUUGAUAGUUCAAAGUUGGUAUAAUGUCAUGGUAUCACUGCUUUCUACACUUUCAGUGUGUCUCCUUCAAGUGAGUUGUAAGUUUGUCAAUGUCUCAUUUUCAACACCAGUAUUGUAAUAAAACAGACAAAAUAGAUAUUUUUAACUUGAUAGAGUUGAUAACAUUCCUCAGUAUUAAUUUAUAAGUAUUGUUUUGGGUGUUACUGCUGAUCUGACAUGUUAACCUGGGUUCACAUGUUGUCCUCUGCUGAAGUGAUAUAUCAUCGAUCUUGUAUAUUGUUUUAUGAAGCAGGACCUUUGUAAGAUAACUUUAUAUUAUGUCUUUGUAGAUUUGUACAUCACUGAGCUUCGCUAUACAUUUCAAAAGUAUGUUUGUAUGAGUUUUUGUGCACUGGACAUUUCUGAACUUGUCUGUGAUAUUACUGGACCAACCUACUUGUUGUGUAAGGGACUGUAGCUUAUCAACUUGGUCAAGUAGUGUGGCUUAUUAACGCUGAUAAUUUGACACAUUGGGCUUUUGUAGAAAAAUUUUCCAAUCCAUUUUGAAAUCUAAGCAAGUUUGUGGUAGCAGUUUUUAAAGUUUGCACAUAUUGACCCUGGCUUAUGAGUCAAAAGGGGUCUGAUUAAAUGAAAUUUCAAAAAUCUUCUUCUCAAUACCAAGAUGUGGUAGAAUCAAAGGAUUGAAGGGUCUUAAGCUGCUUUAUCAAAAUUUGUAACCUCUGGGUUUCACAUGUUUCUCCCUGAUGAAGGGGUAAACUUUACUAUUGUUUAUACUCUGGUGACUGUAAAGGCCCAUGGGCCUCUUGUUUCAGAACAGUUACUUUGGAAACAUAAUGAAGGAAUAAUGAUAAUAUUUUAUAAAACAUUGGAUGUCAUUUGGUUGCCAUGGUAACCAAAAGGAGACCCAUGAUUAGAUAGAUCUUGUCCAAACUACUCCUUGUAAACUCAUUAACCAAUUUCAAUAAAAUGACACCCGUCAGGAAUAUUACAGACCAUAUUAUAUAGAUUUGUAUGCAAGGAUUAUUUAUUAUUUUGUAGAAAUUUUGGUUGUCCUGGUAACCAGAUUAUUAUUCAGUAUCUUGUGUAAGGACCCAUAGCUCGUCAGAACAAGACAAGUGUAUGCAAAUGAUGGGAGCUGCAGGGGGCAUUAGUUAUAGCCAUUGGCUUACAGUUCUAGUUGAAAUGUGAAAACGGUUACUGUGAAAAUAUGGUAGAUUUAUGAUUUGCAGAGCAAAUCAGAGAGUAUCAUUAUGUAUUAAUCAUUGGUUCACCUGCUCAAAGAGCAAGUGAGCUUAUGCCAUGGCAUGGUGUCCAUCGUCUGCCAUCUGUCCAUCAACUAUUCAUAAAAAAUGCUACUAGUCAAGAACCACUGAGCAUAUUUUGACCAAAUAAGGGAAAUAUAGCAAAUUUUUUUCAGCCUAAAUGUAGAGUGUUUCCCCAUGCAUUUACUGCAAUAUCCAGAUGAUGAGUGAGACAGGUCGUAUGGGCCUGUUGUUUACUGUAAACAUGGAAAUUUAUGUUAGGGGGAAAUUUACACUAAAUAUUUUGUGAUAUAUGUGGUAUUUUGUUUGAACAGGUGCAAAAAAAAAAAAAAAAAUGUAUGACUGGAAAA